This is a messenger RNA of Morchella sextelata, 672 nucleotides long. RefSeq lists its product as uncharacterized. The coding region runs from base 1 to 672 and encodes 223 amino acids. The transcript has a single exon. Lineage: Eukaryota; Fungi; Ascomycota; Pezizomycetes; Pezizales; Morchellaceae. The record is from RefSeq and is a predicted model, not a curated record.
AUGCAUUCGGCGAUCCACGCGCUCCUCAACAAACAACCACAACCGCAGGAACUGCAGCAACCGCAACAACAGCAACAACAGCAACAACAGCGAAAACCACAACAACCGCAAGGACAGAGAAUGCCCCCUCCAGCGGUCCCCCAAACAGUUCCCCAAGCAGCGCCACAGGCAGCUCCUCAGGCCCCCCCACCCGCACCUCCCCAACAAGCCCCACCCCGUGGAUGGAAGGCAGGCACUUGGGCCGCCGUGGCCUCAGCACCCGGUCCCGCCCAAGGAAAUUUCCAGGUUGUCGAGAAAAGAAAGAAGCCCGCGAAGCCAAAAGCGGACCCCCUCUUCAAACCAGAGUACACUAAAAUCAACAGGAAGAUCAUUGUUGAAACCACUGCCCCAUCGGACGUCAACCCCUCCGAGAUCAGGACCCUGAUCAAUGCAAGAAUCCAGGACGAGUCCUGCCACUUUAUUUCAGCAAGAAGAACACCCAAGGACAACUUCAUCCUGGAAACAAAAUUCGUUACCCCUGCAACAAAGGCAAUGGAAUAUGCCAAAGAAAUUGAGGAGGCCCUCCUCACCCUACAAGUACCAGUCGCCGUCAUCCGCGCAAACUCCAAAUGGUCAAAGCUCCUCCUCCAUGGAAUCCCCACAACGGCCGGGGAGGGCAUCGAGGCGGGAUAA